Messenger RNA from Echinops telfairi (small Madagascar hedgehog), 6556 nucleotides. RefSeq names its product Gse1 coiled-coil protein (gene GSE1). The coding region runs from base 312 to 3878 and encodes 1188 amino acids. The record is from RefSeq and is a predicted model, not a curated record. Lineage: Eukaryota; Metazoa; Chordata; Mammalia; Afrosoricida; Tenrecidae. The transcript has 16 exons.
CCUUGGCCGUCAAUUACCUCAUUGUGGACCUGCCAGGCCGAGGUGGCCCAAACGGCCCGGGCGCUGGUCGCAAAGACAGCCUUUUCAUCGUCUUGGGGAAAAGGGGGGGAAAACAACAACAACAAAAACCCAGGCUGAAUUUCUCGUCGCUCUCUGGAUCUCUUCUCUGCCUGUAUUUUAUUGUUUUGGACAUUUUUUUUUGCGCGCCGUGGCUCGGCCGCCGCUGUUUUCUCCUGGCUGGAUUUUCAUAGACAUCUAUUUUUCUCCUUCUUCGUCCGCCCUCUGGACACUAUGGAAUUCUAAUUUAAAUCAUGUUUGGAUUGAAGCCGCCUCUGUAUUACUUACCAGGCAUGAGCCAUGAGCCCAAGUCCCCUUCACUAGGAAUGCUUUCCACCACGACCAGGACCACGGCCACCGUCAGCCCCCUGACCCCCUCACCGCUCAAUGGCGCUCUGGUGCCCGGCGGCAGCCCCGCCACCAGCAGUGCCCUGCCCGUACAGGCUGCCCCGUCCUCCAGCUUUGCCGCUGCACUGCGCAAACUCGCCAAGCAGGUGGAGGAGCCCAGAGGCUCCUCACUGAGCAGCGAGUCGUCCCCUGUGUCCUCUCCGGCCACCAACCACAGCUCCCCUGCCAGCACACCUAAACGCGUGCCUAUGGGGCCCAUCAUCGUGCCCCCUGGGGGCCACAGUGUCCCCAGCACGCCCCCCGUGGUGACCAUCGCCCCCACCAAGACUGUCAAUGGCGUCUGGAGAAGCGAGAGCCGGCAGGAUGGUAGCUCUCGGGGUGGCAGCAGCCGAGAGCGCCUCAUCGUGGAGCCCCCGCUUCCACAGGAGAAGACCGGUGGCCCGGCCAUCCCCUCCCACCUCCUCAGCACCCCCUACCCCUUCGGCAUCUCCCCCAGCUCCGUCGUCCAAGAUGUCCGCUUCCCACCACUCAACCUGCAGCGGCCUGUGCACCACGUGGUGCCCCCCAGCACAAUGACUGAGGAUUACCUGAGGAGCUUCCGGCCCUAUCACACUGCUGAGGACCUCCGCAUGUCUACCCUGCCUCCGCUCAGCCUCGACCCUGCCACCGCCGCAGCCUACUACCACCCCAGCUACCUGGCCCCACACCCCUUCCCACACCCAGCUUUCAGGAUGGACGACUCAUACUGCCUAUCAGCCCUGAGGUCCCCCUUCUACCCACUGCCCGCACCUGGCUCCCUGCCCCCGCUGCACCCCUCUGCUGUGCACCUGCACCUGUCCGGUGUCCGCUACCCGCCUGAGCUGGCCCACUCGUCCCUGGCCGCGCUGCACUCAGACCGGCUGUCCAGCCUCAGCGCAGAGAGGCUGCAGAUGGAUGAAGAGCUGCGGCGGGAGAGGGAGCGGGAGGCCGACCGAGAGAGGGAGAAGGAGCGGGAGAAGGAGCGUGAGCGGGAGAAAGAGCUAGAGCGGGAGAAGGAGCGGGAGCGGGAACGGGAGCUGGAGCGGCAGCGGGAGCAGCGGGCCCGCGAGAAGGAGCUGCUGGCCGCCAAGGUGCUGGAGCCCGCCUUCCUGCCUGUGGCUGAGCUGCACGCGCUGCGAGGCCUCGCCUCUGAUGAGCGCGCCAAGCCCUCGGAGCAGCUGACCCCGACCCGUGCAGAGAAGCUCAAGGAGGUCGGCCUGCAGGCGCCCAAGCCCAUGCCGCACCCGUUGCACCCCGGCCUACUCUCAGGGCCCAGCGUCUUCCAGACCCUGCCUGGAGCCAGCGCAGCCGCAGCCCUCCUUGGGCAGCGUGCCAAUGAGGAGGAGAAGUGGCUGGCGCGGCAGCGGCGGCUGCGGCAGGAGAAGGAGGACCGGCAGUCCCAGGUGUCGGAGUUCCGGCAGCAGGUGCUGGAGCAGCACCUGGACAUGGGCCGUCCCCCGGUGCCAGCCGAGGUGGAGCCCCGGUCUGAGAGCACCAGGCCAGGACAGACACGCCACGAGCUGGGCAGCCGGGAGCCUCCACAGCAUUUUGGGGGACCCCCGCCCCUCAUCUCACCGAAGCCUCAGCACCACCCAGUGCCCACUGCCCUCUGGAACCCUGUGUCUCUCAUGGACAGCACCUUGGAGGCCCGCCGGGCUGACAGCCACCCACCGCACAGCCACACGGGCCCCUUCGAGGCCAGCCGCCAGGCCACGGUCCCCCUAGUUAAGGUGGAGCGGGUAUACUGCCCUGAGAAGGCCGAUGAGGGGCCCCGGAAGCGAGAGGCCACCCCUAUGGACAAGUUCCAGAUGCCACCCCGGGAGUCAGGGGGCCUUGAGCACCCACCUUUCUCCCACGGGCCUGGGCCAUUCCUCGCUGAGCUAGAGAAGUCCGCCCAGAGCCUCCUGAGCCAGCCACGGGCCUCUCUACACCAGGCAGCCCCCUUUGGGGAGCUGGGGGGGCGACCCCCAUCCCAGAGAGGCCCCGACCCUUCGUACGUCUACGAUGAGUUCCUACAGCAGCGCCGCCAGCUGGUCAGCAAGCUGGACCUGGAGGAGCGGCGGCGGCGAGAGGCCCAGGAGAAAGGGUACUACUACGACCUGGACGACUCAUACGACGAGAGCGACGAGGAGGAGGUCCGGGCUCACCUGCGCUGCGUGGCUGAGCAGCCGCCUCUGAAGCUGGACACAUCCUCUGAGAAGCUGGACUUCCUGCAGCUCUUCGGCCUGACCACCCAGCAGCAAAAGGAGGAGCUGCUGCUGCAGAAGCGGCGCAAGCGGCGGCGGAUCCUGCGGGAGAGGAGCCCCUCGCCCCCAACUGUCCAGAGCAAGCGGCAGACCCCAUCCCCACGUCUGCCGCUGUCCACCCGCUACAGCCCAGAUGACAUGAACAGCAGCCCCAACCUGGAGGAGAAGAAGAAGUUCCUGACCAUCUUCAACCUGACCCACAUCAGUGCCGAGCAGAGGAAAGACACCGAGAGGCUUGUUGAAAUGCUCCGUGCCAUGAAGCAGAAGACACUCACGGGGGCAGGCCCGCGGACGCACACUGCGAGGGACAGUCCCGCUGCCUCCCCGAGCGAAGAACCAGCCACGCAGACCUCCCUGAGCCCAGACAAGCCCAUCGGCCUUGCUGCAUCCCUGCCCGACGUGGCCAAGACUGUGGAAGCACUUGGGCCCCAGGAACUGGCUCCCGGCUGUGGCGAGAAGACCAGACUGGGCGGGGCACCCGGGAGCAGGAAGAGCCUGAGCCUGCUGCAUUGUGUCCGGGGACCUGCGCCCAGAGAUGUCCCCGUGCCGCUCUCACACAGUGUCAACGGCCAGGGCAGACCCUGGGAGCCCUUUCUGGCUGAGGAGUUCGCCCACCAGUUCCACGAAUCGGUGCUGCAGUCCACCCAGAAGGCCCUGCAGAAGCACAAAGGGCACACGGCCGUGCUGUCGGCAGAACAGAACCACAAGGUGGACACCUCUGUCCACUACAACAUCCCCGAGCUGCAGUCCUCUGGCCGGCCUGCCCGGCCCCAGCACAAUGGCCAGCCAGAGCCCCCACCGGGGAGAAAGGGCCCCAGAGCCCAGGAGCUGGACCAGGACUCGGAGGACUUGGACGACUCGGAAGAGGAUGAUGGAGAUGACGAGGAGGAGGAGGAGGAGGAGGAAGCCCCCAGGCGGAAGUGGCAAGGAAUUGAGGCCAUUUUUGAAGCUUACCAGGAACAUAUAGAAGAGCAAACGCUGGAGCGGCAGGUGCUGCAGACGCAGUGCCGGCGGCUGGAGGCCCAGCACUACAGCCUCAGCCUUACGGCGGAGCGGCUGUCCCACAGCAUGGUGGAGCUGAGGAGCCAGAAACAGAAAGUGGUCUCGGAACGGGAGCGCCUGCAGGCUGAGCUGGACCACUUACGGAAGUGCCUUGCGUUGCCGGCCAUGCACUGGCCGAGGGGUUAUUUUAAGGGAUAUCCAAGGUGACGGUUUCCCUUGCACUAGGUGAACCUAUAGUAUAGAAAUGAUAUCUAUUUUAUUACCUGGAAUAUUUAAUAUUUUUCACUGGGAGGUUUGAAGCUUAAUGAGAAUGUGCCAUGCAUGAAGCAAAACAGAAAAAGAUUCCAGACUCCAGACCACGAGCUCACCUGAAAUCCACGCACCCAAGUCCGCACAGCCCACGCAGAACCCUGUCCCCCACAACGCAGAUCCACCACCAGGAAGCAGAGGUGUACCACCAACACUAAGUCCCCACCACAGGCAGCCCUGGCUUAGCGCACGCUGUGACUCGGGGCUGGGGCGCCUGCUCUGCUCCCAGGAGGAAGGCUUGCUCAGCCGUGGGGUGGGUGCCGUUGUAAGGGCUCCCACAUUGCAGUCACUUCACUGCAAACUGUCCCAGUGUGCCAGGCCCUAGGGGCACACACACUGGAAGUCCUUAAGGGCUCGCCCUGCCCCCAGAGGGAAGCGACAGGCAUGACAGAAGGUACUCCCUGGGGGGACAGAUGGACGGAGCUCUGUGCACACGUGCUUGCUCACACCCGCCCCAUUGUUGUUGCCAGGGGUGAGGUUCUCACACAAAAGUCAGUUUUGAAAGAAAAGGUGCUUCAGCCGUGUACCGUGUAUAUAUUAAAACAAAGUUUUGUAUGUUUUUAUUACUUUAAUUAUUGUUAUAAAAAGCCUGCCAUUUUUACUAUGUGGUUUGGGGGUUUCCGUUUGUUUGUUUCCUGUUUGGGGUUUGGUUUGGGUUUUUCUGGGCAAGGGGGUGGGUGGUAAAGGCCACCCACCCGCUCCCCUUGCUUUUAGUGUUUGUACUGCUGCUGGUCAGGACGUCGAAGUGUUUUUACAAUUAAAGAAGGAAGAUGAGACGAGCUUUACUGUCGGCGCCUGUGGGCUGCCUCUCCUGCUGCUGCCUGUGGUGGACACCAGUCAGUCCUGCGGGGCAAGGGGGCCCCCGGUCAAGGCCCGUUAGGCAGGGGCAGCCCUUCUAAGAGCCCAGCAGAGGGCCAGGAUGCAGAGCUGUCCCCUUUUGCACUCACUGUGACCGGCUGGGGACAGCAUGCCAUCUAAUAGGCUGCAGGGGAGAUGCCCCUUAGCUGUGGGUCAGGUGAAGGACUAUCUGACCUUUGGGGGGUAGGGAGGGACCUGCUACACUCAGUGGCGGGCCCUGGGCCAGGCCUCUGCUGUGAGGAGCAGCUUGCUGGCAGAUGGCAUUGUGUCGCUUUAUCUGUUCCCACACAGUUUGCUUUGUCUGUCUGCCAAGAAUCUUCCAGUUAUUAGCAAACUCAAACAAAAAGUGCCGCCAGUAUUGUCAGCAGUCGGCGAGCAACCUCCUCCCCACCGCUGCGUGGGGCCACCGCCCCUGCAGAGACAUUGAGUGAGGACGUGUCCCCCAGGUGGGACAGGUGUGCAGCGUGCACGUACUGCCAACAGCUGAGCAGACCUCCUCGGUCCCCUUUCUGACCAGCCUGCCAUUUCCGCUCUGAAGGCGGGUGCUGCCGCCAGCUCACUGUGCUCCCAGCCUGCUGGCCAUGGCAGCCCUGGCGGCAGCAAAGCCCAGCCCAGCCUGUCUGUCCCUCUGGCCACCCAAGGGGAACUCAUGGCCUGUGGGACUUGCUAUUUCAGAAAGGUCUCUGUCCAGGACCAGUCCCAGCUGCAUUGUUCUCCUGCUGUCUCAUCCUCCCACUCUUCUGUGUGCUCUCUCCAGAAACGCUGACAAUCACACUAGCAACGCAGGCCAGGGGCAGGUCAGCAAUCAGCUCCUAGAGCCUGGGAUACCCCUACCCGCAGCCCCAGGGGGCGUCCUGCUAAGGGUUAACAGAUGCACAUACUUCUCAGCAGCCGUCUCCCAUGGGCGGGUGGGCCACGCUUGCUCCAGAUAUGAUCCUGCCUGCCACCUUGGUGUCUGUUAGCAUAAGGACCUCGGUCUGGAGGGGUCUUCCUAAACUGCCUAUAAGCAGCCACACUGUCACGUGCUCCCACGUCCCCACCACGUGGUGCUCCCCAAGCUGACAAUGUGAAAACAGGAUGUUUCCCUUUGUCUUAUCCAAUCAGACAGGACCCUGCCUAGUCUCAGGCAGGUGCUUGCAUCUCACUGGCACGGCACAAGAGUGCCCUCAGUCCACCCGAGGCAACCCAGAGGAUGCGGACGGGAGCCUGAGCCCCCAGCAGAACGCUAGGGGGCCAAGGAGCCCAUCCACCCACCCCCUGGGUCGGUUGACCGGUGCUUCCCUCCAGCAGCUCCCAAUGCCACUAACCCCAAACCCAGCGGAACAUCCUACCAGGAACAGGUAGCUGCCUGCCACCAGGUGGAGGUCAGCAGGUGGCCAGGCCUGGUACUCUGAAAUGUCCAUUAGCUCCAUAGCCACAGCCCAGCCCUGCUCGUCCUGGCAGCAGCCUGUCCCAUGCCCCCCAGCCCAGUGCAUAACUGCAGACGCCCCUCUGCCUGGGCCUGCUGAGGCUGUGCUGCUCAGCGCAGUGCUGGGGGUCAGACUACGUGCCUCGGCCACACGGGGGUGGUUUAGAUGCUGUGAAAUGAAACCUGUUCUAAGUGUACUUGUUUGAAUUCAUUGUAUUGUAAUAUUUGUUGAAUGUAGUAAUUAGGUAUUUAUGAAUAUAUUGCUGUAAUUUCUGACAACAUCCAAAAAAAAUAAAAUCUUCCUAAAUCA